Messenger RNA from Hemibagrus wyckioides, 6533 nucleotides. It is a transcript of the gene dgkzb, whose product is annotated as diacylglycerol kinase, zeta b. Gene Ontology annotation, biological process: lipid phosphorylation; diacylglycerol metabolic process; regulation of synaptic transmission, glutamatergic. Gene Ontology annotation, molecular function: ATP-dependent diacylglycerol kinase activity; protein binding. The coding region runs from base 1453 to 5178 and encodes 1241 amino acids. Gene Ontology annotation, cellular component: nucleus. The record is from RefSeq and is a predicted model, not a curated record. Lineage: Eukaryota; Metazoa; Chordata; Actinopteri; Siluriformes; Bagridae. The transcript has 32 exons.
GCUUAAAUAUUUAAGUACAGUAAGAUGAUGGUUGCUUUGAUGCCUGAUUGCAUUACAUUUACUGUUUAUUUAUUUAGUGUCUGUUUGAAAUAGUUUGUUUCAUAAAACACAGGUUUUACAGAUUGGUGAGCAAUGCUCUUAUUCAUCAUCACUGUAGCAUUACCAUAAUUUCUAUUUUCUUGUGUGUACAUUGCCUAACUUUUGGAAUAGCUGAAUCAGUAGUACAUUAGCACAGCAUAGUCUGAAUCUUCUUUUAAUUCACUGUCAAAAAUUGCAUGUGGUUUGUCCAUAACAUCUUUUGUAAAAUAUAUAUUCUAAUCAUAAUGUUUUUUAUCUCACAGAAUAUUCAUUUGCACAGUGAAUCUGAACCUUUAACUGAGUCUGGGGGAAGUGAAAGUGGUCGUGGUCAGUAAUCAGGAAACAUGCAGUUAAUUAGUGUACAACAAAAGAAGUCAAAGAAAAUUAGUGCUCUGCACAGUUUCUAACAGAUCCUUAAGUCUUGUAUUUACUGCAUAGAAGGAACUUAGCUGGAUUGAUUGGUCAUUGAUUAGCAGGGAAGACCUACAGAACUUUCUAAUCAAAUCCUGUUACCUGAUCAGCCUCCUGGCAUGACAUUAUCUGAAUUUAGACUGACACAACCCAGGGAUAGAACAAACAAGGAUAGGACUUUCUCAUGGAACACUAAGAACUGUUUAUAGUACCACUAAUUUAUAUGUAUACUACAGGACAUGUUUUUCACAUGGGAGCUUCUAUACUAUCUACUGUUUAAAAAUGGAAGAUGCAAUUUCUAGAAUGGUAGAUAAAGAUAACAUUCUGUUUCAACAACCAAUCCUAUAGUUUGUUGUUAAUAUUUAUGGCUAGUAAAAGCACCACUGCAGCAUUGCACACAGAGACCAGUGUUUGGACUAAGUGUAAUGUCCACAAACAUUAAUAACUUUAAAUGAAAGUGAACAGCUGCUCACCUCCUCUAAAUGAGACAGAGAUGGGCUAUAAUUAGCACAGCCAUUAGUGAAGAGUUAGAAAGCCUCCUAAUCUGCUCUGUACAUCUUCAAGUCAGAGGUUCCUAAUCAGGAGAUGAACACUAGCUCAUUUUUCGAAUGCUUUACAUGACACUAAAUGAUCAUGUGUGUCAUCAGGGAUGUAGCAUAGGUGGCUACUCUAACCUCUGAAAGGAAGUUUAAUAGGACUAUUCUCUGAGCAGAAUAUACUAGAAUAUAAGCAGUGCACUAAUUCUGAGGGGAUCUGGAGAGGGUGUGUAGCAACACAUGCGAAUGCCAGGUUUUUAAUAUUGCAUUAAGGACUGGAAUUGCAUUAGGAUUAAAUUAGAUGAGCAUUACAUCAGGGUUUUGCUCAAAGCAAUAUGUCUCCUAAAGGCUUAGGUUUAUCGUACAAUCAGUAAUUCAUACUGACAAUUUUACACCAACAGCCUCAAAGAAGCUUUAGAAAGCCUCCAUGGACGUGUUCUUUCGACGCCACUUUAAGAGGAAGGAGGCUGUUUUUGUGAGGCCAGGUGGUGAAGGGUCUGAGGCAUGUCGAUCCAGAAGACCCAGUAUUGCCGUACCAGCAAGCCGUGCACGUAGGCGUUCCAGCGCAGGUUUCGCCUCAGCUACACUGGCGCAGCGCAGGAGAUCCAGCGCUCAGCUACAGUCAUUACAGUCACUACAGUCACUGCCUCAUGCUGCUAGCAGCCGAACAAAUAAGAUCGGUAAUUCAAGGCGUCGCUCAAGCACCACCACACCAGGUGCAAAUCCACGUUUUGCUGUACGCCGUAAGAAGGCAAGCAAGUUACGUAACAUUGACACGCACCUUCUUGGCCCUUCCAUGCUGCUUGCCAGUCUUAUCCAGAUGACAGAGGAGGAAGAGGAUGUUCGAGAUCAAGCUGUUGGACAGGUGGAGCUGAAAGGGAGCAUGUCUUAUGUCUGCUCAGACCCUCUGCUUUCAGAAGGAGACAGCGAAAGUGAUAGUCCAAGCACCACCACUGAUUCUGACACUGACCAGUACAGAGAGCCAUAUGAUGAGCAUCUUAUGGAGGCAGGUUUGUCAGAGCAGGAAUUUAGAAAUUCCUCUAUUUUGUGCCAGCGGAACUGCCUGCCUCUAAGUGUGGUUGUCGAGCGGGUCCAGGCUCAUACGUUAAUCCGUGUCCCACGAUGUCUCAGGAGAAAUUCCUCAUACCUAGGCCAUGCCGAAGGUGGCCCACAAGGACGUUAUUGCCAGAGAAGACACCGCAGACGUGUAUCCACCAUAUCCAAGGCAGGCAGCCCUUGGCCAGGAAGAGGUCAACCACUGCCUAGUCGCAAGAACUCCACCUGUUGGAAGACACACACUGCCUUUAGCCCGCUAAUGGGAGCCCAUUAUGACCCUACACUGGAGUCAUGGAGUGGCUUCCUCUCGAAAGCCAUUGCCAAAUCUGGUGUUCAGAACCAAGCCACACAGUCCAAUGCCUUGGCAGCAACCAAGUGUGAAACUAACCCAGAGAUCUCCCAGACAGUGGAUUGGACCGAGAAUGCUCAGUUCGGACAGCAUGUCUGGUUUGAGACCAGUCUUUCUGGAGAUUUCUGCUAUGUUGGAGAGCUUUACUGCUUUGCCAAAUCACUGCAAAAAUCACUGCCUCGCUAUAAAUGUGCCGCUUGCAAAAUAGCAGUCCAUACAAUAUGCAUGGACCAGCUAGAGAAGAUUAAUUUCAGGUGUAAGCCAUCAUUUCGGGAUCCUGGCACGAGAAAUGUGCGAGAGCCAUGUACUGUACGGCAUCACUGGGUCCACAGGAGGCGGCAAGAUGGGAAGUGCAGACAAUGUGGAAAGGGUUUCCAGCAGAAGUUCUUUCACAAUAAAGACAUUGUGGCCAUCAGUUGCUCUUGGUGUAAACAGGCGUACCACAAUAAGGUGACCUGCUUCAUGCUACAGCACAUAGAAGAGACCUGCACUCUGGGUGCACAUGCUGCUGUUAUAGUUCCUCCUACCUGGAUCAUCCGAGUGCGCAGACAGCAGGCUUCCCUAAAGUCUAGUAAAAGGAGGAAAAAGACAUCUCUGAAAAGCAAGGCCAGCAAGAAAGGAACAGAGGACAUCAAAUGGAAACACUUCAUAGUCAAACCGAUUCCCUCUCAGCUCAUGAAGCCAUUACUUGUGUUUGUGAAUCCUAAGAGUGGUGGAAAUCAAGGAACGAAAAUUAUUCGGUCUUUCUUGUGGUACCUAAACCCACGACAGGUGUUUGAUCUCUCACAAGGAGGGCCUAGAGAGGGGUUAGAAAUGUACCGCAAAGUGCCCAACCUGCGCAUCCUAGUAUGUGGAGGAGAUGGAACGGUUGGCUGGAUCCUGUCAGUGCUGGAUGAGCUGCAAUUGAAUCCUCAGCCUGCUGUUGCUGUCCUCCCACUUGGCACGGGAAACGACCUGGCUAGAACACUCAACUGGGGAGGAGGCUACACAGAUGAGCCGGUGUCUAAAAUUCUGUCUCAUGUGGAGGAUGGGAACAUUGUGCAGCUGGACCGCUGGAACCUCAGUGUGGAGCCCAACCCAGAGGCCAGCGAAGAAGACAAAGACGAACACCAGACAGACAAGCUUCCCAUUGAUGUCUUUAACAACUAUUUCAGCUUGGGUUUUGAUGCACAUGUAACCUUAGAGUUCCACGAAUCCCGAGAGGCCAAACCUGAAAAAUUCAACAGCCGUCUUCGGAAUAAGAUGUUCUACGCAGGGACGGCAUUCUCUGACUUCCUAAUGGGCAGCGCAAAAGACUUGUCUAAGCAUAUCAGAGUGGUGUGUGAUGGCACAGACCUCACAAGUAAAGUUCAGGAGAUGAAACUACAGUGUCUGCUCUUUCUCAACAUUCCUAGAUAUUGUGCUGGUACUACGCCAUGGGGAAACCCUAGUGACCAUCAUGACUUUGAGCCUCAGAGACAUGAUGAUGGCUACAUAGAAGUUAUUGGAUUCACCAUGACUUCACUGGCAACACUGCAGGUAGGAGGUCAUGGCGAGAGGCUCCACCAGUGUCAGGAGGUGACUCUCACCACCUUUAAGCCCAUUCCUGUGCAGGUGGACGGCGAGCCAUGCAGACUGGCUCCAUCCGUUAUCCACAUCACGCUCAGGAACCAGGCCAAUAUGCUGCAGAAAACCAAGAGGAGAAUCUCCCUCCCACAGCUCAAUGAUCAGCAGCCCAUCUCUGAGCAGCUGCAUAUCCAAGUGAGCCGAAUCAGCAUGCGGGACUAUGAGGCUUUACACUACGACAAAGAUCAGCUCAAAAAAGCCUCAAUUCCUCUGGGAAUCAUCACGGUGCGGGCAGACAGCGAUCUGGAGACCUGUCGGCUGCACAUUGAGAGGCUUCACGAGGAGGGGGUUGGUGUGAAUUCGGACACAGCACCCAUAACAAAGCUCUCACCCAAAUGGUGUUUCCUAGACUCCACAACUGCAGAUCGUUUCUACAGAAUAGACCGUGCUCAGGAGCAUCUGAACUAUGUGACUGAGAUCUCACAGAAUGAGCUUUUUAUCCUGGACCCUGAGCUGGUCACUAAGGAAACGGUGGGCACAUCUACUGGAAUGCCAGAAAUGGUAGACACACUGGGAGAGAACUCUAAUAGCUCUGACCAGAUUGCCUUCCCAGCAUGCCCUGCACCGCUCUUUAGGAUAAAUGAAGAUCAAAUUGCAGCUGAGAGAAAGCUCAUAUCCUGCGAUGUCACUAAUGCAGAGGGACAGGCUGAUUCACUGGCAUCCUCAAACACGGACAUUCGCAAAUCAAGUGACCUGAUCCAGAAUGAGAUUGAUAAAGAGACCAUAAAGAUGCUAAUCACAAGUGUGAAAUCAGAUAAUUUUAAAAAGCUUGUACAGCUACACAAAGAAGGAGCCAGUCUUGCAGUAUAUGAUGCAAUGGGAUGUACUCUGCUCCACUAUGCUGUUGAUACUGGCAACAAGGAAAUGGUCAGAUACAUCAUAGAUAAUGCUCCACUGAGUAUCCUGGAUGUUGCAGAAAAAGAUACAGGUGAGACAGCACUGCACAAAGCUGCAGCAUCAUGCCAGAGGACAAUCUGUGGCUACUUGGUGGAUGCAGGCGCUUCCCUCACAAAGACUGACCUACAGGGUGACACUGCAAAAGCACAUGCUGAGAGAGCUCAGGACUUGCAACUGGCCGAGUAUCUGGAGAACCAGCAGCACCAUCAGAUGAUUCAGAGGGACGAUCAUGAGACAGCAGUAUAAACAACAUCCUAAACUGUCCUGGACAUCCACUGGCAAAUGAUUUUCUUGUCAUGGCCUAAUGAUGACACUGGGCAGCCUGUCAGUCUUGGUUUGACUGCAAUGCCAAACCAAGACAAAAUGUGAUGUCCUGUUGUAGCUGCAUGAAUAUGCUUCUCUUGUACUGGGGGUCAUUUUGUGCCAAAAGCUAAAUUUCAUAGAUAAUGAAAGCAAAAAUCUUUUGGAUAUGAGGGUUAGAAGAACAGAAGUACAUCUGACUUUGGGUUUAGCCUUUUAUUAAGCAAACCGCUUAAACCUCAAAACAGAUCAAUGUGGACAAAAGAGUCUCUUUUAGCUGUAUUUAAGGAAUCUAUCUUACUUUUAACUGAUAUUUGCUUGCCAGAAACUUAGAUACUUAUUCUACUCUAUUUUUGCUUGUUUAUUAAUAUUAUAGUAAUAUUAAACUUUUGUUUUUGUCAUUUUGACUGAAUUGAACUUUAUGACACAGAAACCUGCUUUUAAAACCUCUUCCUCAUUUAGUAAAUGUUGUAUUUUGUUAUGAGAAUGUAGUGACUGGCAUGAUUCUGCAAAUCUUUUUUUAAGUAAUAGUUAGUGGCUGGCUCUUUUUCGGGAUAUUCUUUUAAUCUUAUUCUGAACUAGCUUCUUUCAGCAGAUUUCUUCUGUAGAUGGAACACUGCAUUGAUCGUUUGAAGAACUCUUAUAGAAAUAGAAUGAUAAUAUUAGCUCAUUAGGUCACAAUGUCUUUAGGAGUAAGUUACCAUUUAUCAUCUUUUAAUUAUUUUAGGAGGUCUUUGAUUAAAUCAUUAUGUGUCAUUUCACAGUGUAAUUCCACCAGAAGAUGCUUGUCAAUGGUUAAUUACAUUUUAGGCACAGUGGCUGCAUUAAAAGAUUCAUUUUAUGAUUAAAAUAUGGUCUUGGAAUUUCUACUAAAACGAUCUGUGGGUUCAUAUUUACACCCUGAUGAGUAAAGACAUUGCAUUAUCUUCUGGUUAGUGUAUUUUGUGCUUACACAAUUGUUAGUGGCAUUUCCUCAGGUACUGAAUAUGUUUUUUUAAUUUUUUAUUUACUGUCAUGAGUUAUGAGUUAAACUGCAUUGUCAAUGCUCUGUUUCGAGUUGCUGUGCAAUUCACUAGACAUUGUGUGUACAUAUCUAUCAAACAUUUUAAAAAUGUGUGAGUAAUGAUACCAUUCCAAAAUCUUGUUGAAGCAUUUGUAAUACUUUAUGAAAUAAAAUAAAAUAAUAGGCAAUGGUUUAAUCCUACUACAAUAUAAACUUAGAUAAUAAAUUAUAGUAUUUACUGUACAUUUGUUGGUUUGUUAUUGUCGACCUGUAUAAAAGAAAUAAAGUUUUAAAUUUC